Messenger RNA from Culex pipiens pallens (northern house mosquito), 2523 nucleotides. Its product is annotated as acyl-CoA-binding domain-containing protein 5. Gene Ontology annotation, biological process: fatty acid metabolic process. Bases 962 to 1999 code for a protein of 345 amino acids. The transcript has 4 exons. Lineage: Eukaryota; Metazoa; Arthropoda; Insecta; Diptera; Culicidae. Gene Ontology annotation, molecular function: fatty-acyl-CoA binding. The record is from RefSeq and is a predicted model, not a curated record.
UUCUCGGAUCUUCGUCGCGUGUUGUUGCGUUGCGCUGGUGCGCCUGUUCGUCAUCAAAUAAUUUUAUCAGCAGCAGAACCGCACACAAGAGAAAAAAAUAUUUUCAUUUUCCCUUUCUCCCGCUCUGCCGAAUCUGGUCUUUUUUUUCCAGUGGCUGGCGCGCACUUUCUUUCCACACUGAAUUCAUCUAUUUUACAAUUGCAAACGCCCAGUCGGUGACCAGCAAUUGCGUUUUGAAAAACGGAAAAAAAAAUCGACGACAACGACGGAGUUCCAGCUUGUGGGGGCAAAACUGGACGCAGUUGAAGAGCGCAGGGAGGUGGGAGGAAAAAUGUCAAUAAAGUAAAUGCCCUGACGACGACGGCGGCCCAGGUCGAGUGCAUGCAAAUUAUCCAAAGUCAGUUGUGCUAGGCCCAGAAGGGAAGGCUCUAGAAGAUUAAGUGGAUUUAAUUGUUGGCUGUGUGCAGUAAAGUGGCCCGUGUGAGUGCGUGUCCGGAACUUGGUUCCCGUGUUACCUGUGAGAGCGUUCGAGAAUCUGUUACAAGUUACUGGAAGAAUUUGGAGCAAACUCCAGAUUCUAAAGGGAUUUCAAUUCCAAAAGUCACCUAGACUAUUGUAAUUACAAAAAGAUUCCGCCCCUUCUAGUCUAGUCUAGUUUUACGACGUGGCCCAAGUUGCAAGCAACGGCUAAAGAAAAAGAGCCCUCCACACACAACACAAAAUUAAAAACGCGUUUUUACGUAAUAUCAGCUGCUGGCCCCCCAAGAGUCAUUCAAACAGCGAGCGUCACUAACCAGCAGUCAAAGUCGCGUCCGUGAAGAUUGUUUCUUGCGGCCCAGAGCUAGAGCUAGCGUCCGCGAUCCACUUCAUAAAGCAGCAAGCAUCCACGACGACGACGACGACCACCACCUGAAGCAGUUACUAAAACUGAGCUAAGCAAAGACACACAAACGCACGAACGAUGUCGAUCGAGGAACGAUUCAAUGCCGCCGUCAACGUGAUCCGCGGGCUGCCGAAGAAUGGCCCGUACCAGCCGAGCAACGAGAUGCUCCUGACUUUCUACUCGCUUUUCAAGCAAGCGACCGAAGGAAAGUGCAACGCGGGCCGGCCGGCACUCUGGAACGUCGUCAACAGAGCCAAAUGGGACGCCUGGAACCGGCUCGGGGACAUGCCCAAGGAGGCGGCCAUGCAAAAGUACGUCGAUGAGCUGAAAAAGAUCGUGGAAACCAUGUCGUACACGGACAACGUGGCCAACUUCCUCGAGUACGGCUCCGGCAACGGCAACGACUCCUCGGACAGCGGCGUCAGCCUGAACGACCUGGAAAUGGUCGCACCGGAAGCGAUCCAGAAGGUGCGCUCCCGGCCCAACUCCCCGAUCGCUUCGCGGGACACGAGUCCGGCGCGGGCCUCACCGGUUCCUCCCUCGUUGCAACAGCAGCCGGCGGCCCCACUGGUCAACGGAUUCCACGCCAAACCGCUCACCAAUGGGUACCAUCACUACGCGAACGGUGGCAGCGGAACGCAGUCGGACUUGAGCGACGACGAGUACAUCGACACGGUUGAGGACUCGGAGACGGAGUCCACGUUCCGGCCGAUCGUGGCGAACCACGUGUCGCGUAGUCGCGCCGUCGUCCAGAACGGUGGUUCGUUGGGUUCGGCUUCCGAACAGUUCCACAGCUUGGGUUCCGUCUCGUCGUCGUUGUCGAUGGGCGGAAAUCCGGAAGUGGCGGCCCAGUUGGCACGGGCCAUUGAUCGGCUCAACGCCAGCGUCCAGCAGGUCAACCAGCGGAUCAACGUGGUCGAACAGUCGGUGGCCAGUUUGAGGGCGGCGGCGGAUCAGAACCAGGUGGCGACGGUUAAGCAGGCCUUGCGGAAGAACAACAACUAUCCGCCCUGGUGGCCGUUUGAGGAAAUUUCACCCCGGCUGUUGGCGCUCGUCAUUCUGUGGCCGCUGGUCGUGGGCCGGAUGACGGCCUGGCUGCAGCAGCGAAGGAAAUGAGGUGAAACUCCCCAUUUUAUUGGUGUUUAUUGUGAGGACAAUUUUUGGGUUUUAAUUUAAUCAAGGAGGAAGUCGGGAGGGGUGUACAUAUUUCUCUACCGUAUUUUUGUUUUUUUAGGUUUAGCUCGACGGAAGGUGUCUGAUUGCUUUUUAGAAUUUUGAGGAAAAGAGCACGCUAAAGUAGUUAAGCAUUCGAGUAGAUUUUAUGUUUUUGUUCUAGGAAGUAGGGCUGCCCAGAAAAGUGCAAUGUACGUUCUUUUUACAGACAAAACGAUCGAAAUGGAAUUUUGAUUUUUCUGUUGUAUAUUUUUAUUACCAUAAUGCUACAAAUGAUUUCCAUGUUACCACGACACAAAAUAAAAAUAUUCUGUUUUUGGUGUUUUGAUUUAUUAUUUAGUUUUCUUAAGUGAACAAAAGUUCUAUAAAAAAAGCUGUAUUCUUGAGGUGUUUUGAACAAACUACAACACAAUUCCAAUACUAGUAGACAAAUAUACAAUUUUCACACUACUCCAGUUAACUAAUCA